UUGUGUUUUGUAAAUUUUGGGGCGACAAGCAGAAAAUCGUUUUCGAAGUCAUUUAAGUCUUUAAUAACAAAUUAGAUUUAUUACUCAUUCAUAAAGAGUGCUUGGUGAUAUAUUUUUUUGAUAAUUUAUGCUUAUAAAUUUCCAUUCAAAGAUUUUGAGAUCGAAUAUGCCUAUUUAAGAUUAAAAUUUGUUUAGAACAAUAAAAGAGUGUCUAUCUUUGAAGUAUGUAAAUUUUAAUGCAUAUAAAUUUAUUGACAAUUAAACACCAUUAUGAAACCACCUCUUAGAACAGUACUUAGAAACUUUCUUAAUCAUUUCGAAGAUUACGAAGCUCGAAAAAAAUUAUAUGAUGAUCAGUAUGAAAAAGAAUUUCAGCAAUUGAAAAAAUUGACUGAUAAGUUGAAGAAUGAUAAUGAUUAUUCAUGUUCAUGUGCCUUAAAGGAUGUCAAUAGACCAAAGAAUAGAUAUAAAGACAUUGUACCAUAUGACAAGUCACGAGUCAUUCUUCCAAAAAGUGAAGGUAUUCCUGGGUCAGAUUAUAUAAAUGCCAGUCAUAUAAAGGGAGCUAGUGGUGCUUUAGCUUACAUCGCUGCUCAAGGGCCUCUACCAAAUACUGUGAUAGAUUUUUGGAGAAUGAUAUGGAUUUGUGAUGUUCAAGUUGUUGUGAUGGCUUGCAAUGAGGUGGAAUCUGGAAAAAAUAAGUGUGAGAAAUAUUGGCCAUCUAAGGGUGAAGUGAAACAUUUUGGAAACAUUUCUGUUGAAUUGAUCAACACUUCUCAGAUCUGUCAAGAUUUUUUAAUACGAACUCUAUUAGUCAAAUGUGAUUCAGAAAUGAGGGAUGUUUACCAGUUUCACUAUACAUCUUGGCCUGAUCAUGGAAUUCCUGAUACCGUUCAUCCCAUUCUAGAAUUAGUACGCUUGAUGCGUCAGUGCCAAGCAUCAGAAACAAUGCCGAUUGUUGUCCAUUGCAGUGCUGGCUGCGGGAGAACUGGAACUAUUUGUGCUGUAGAUUUCGUAUGGGCUUGUCUGAGGCAUGGUAAACUCUCAGAAGAUUUCUCGUUAUUUCAAAUUGCUGUUGAAUUGAGGAGACAAAGGAUUGCCAUGAUACAAACUAAGGAACAGUACAUCCUUGCCCAUAAAGUUGUUGCUACACUUUUUGAGCAGCAAUUGAAUGUUAUUGACUGCCAUCCGUACGUGAAUAUAGAUGAAGAUGGAGAGCCAUUGAUUUGGAAGGAGUUAACCAAGAAUAAAAGAAUUGCUCUGAAAGAAAAAUCUCCAGAAUCCACUCAGUCUGUUGAUAAAAUUCAUGAGAAAUCUUCUUCUGAAAAGAAUGUGUGCAAUAAAAAUGCUACAAAUGGAUCGUUACUGGAAUCUACUCCUGAGGAAAAUAGUCACCAAAUUAGUACUUCAUCUAAUAUAAUCACCCCUGAAACUCUUAGUAGUGAUAAAUCUGCUUCAAAAAUAAGUAUUUCCGACUCGCUCGCUGAUUGUAGUAAAAAUAGUGAAAUCAGCUUUUCUAGAAAUUCCUACUUGUCUCAACAAAGUAAUGAUGACGCUAUUCCAUUCAUCGAUGAUGAUGAAGUUAGCAUUCGUCCUCAAUGUGGUAGAGCUUACUUAAACAUACCUAGUUGUGACAGUAUUACAAAGUUGGUGAAUCGUUUCGAUCCGUUUGUCGACAGGGUCGCUUACGAAACUGACGAAAGUAGUCCUGAAUCUGAUUCUAAAUCUUUCCCAUUGCAAAACGAGGUAAAUCAGGAUAAUCUUAAUGGCAAAACCAGUUUGAACACAAAAUACUAUACUAUGACUAGUUCGUCUAAUACUGUUAGUCAUAUAGCGGAAUUGUCUGCUCGGAGUAAAGAUUUGUCUGUGGCUAACAAAAGGGAAAGUUAUCCUUCAACAAUAGGAAGAAGUACUUUUCAAGACUGUGAUUCCAUCGAUGACAAAAUUUCUAUUCAAAGUGAAAACAUAAAGGGAGUGAAAAUGGUUGGUAGAGCGACUGUGAUGAGAAGACCCAGUGUCUCCAAGUUGAAAGCAUUGUUUGAAAAAACAGGAAUUUCUACCUGUAGACAGAGUGACGGGGGUAAACGUUCAUUGUUUAGGAAUAACACUCAUCAUGUUUCUCGUGCAGGCUCAGCUCCACCAUCUUUGAAUUGUAUGGAUAGAAAUUCUGCAAAUGAAAGGGAAUCUAUUUUAAUGAUGGUUACUCGUAAAUUUCGUUCUUCAUCCGUUAGAACCGAAAGGGAGGUUGGUGUGCGGCCUAGUAAUAAAUCGCAAAAGAGGACGGUCACAAAUUCUGUAAAUAACUUAGGAGAAAAGAUUGCCACGCUGUCUCGAACAGUAUCUUUUAAUUUAAACAAGAAAUUUCGGAAUAAUUCUACUGCUUCACAAACUGAAAAUUGUAAUGAAUUUGAAAAUAACCAAUCUACGAGCAAUAGUACAUCCUGUAAUAGUAAUGAAGCCACAUCAUCAACAAAAAGCAAAUCUAUGUGGUAUGAUAAGUCAUCUUUACCUCGGGUUAUAGCUGUAGUCAAACCGACUGAAAAAAUUGUUGCUCCUCCUAUCGAAGAACCUUCCAGUCCAACAAAUAAAAAACCGGACAAGCUUAAAUCGAGUCCCUUCUCAUUUUCAAUAAACAGACCACCUAAACUAUUACCAUUUUUAAGCACUUUAAGUAAAGGAGAUGGAAAAGAUACAACUAUGUGGUAUAGUGAAACAGACAACAUGUAUACCAAACCUAUACCUACAGAGACUCAGCCUACUGUAUCAGAUAUUAAAUCAGAAAAUCCUAUAAAUAACUCAAAAGACAUCUCUAAUAGAAUUUUUCCUGGUAUUUCUUCAUUGAGACCUUGGAAAAAGAUAUCUAAAAACCCACUCAAUAUUCCAGAUGCUCCCAAAAGUCCAACAUUUUAUGCUGUCAUUGAUGAUCCGCAGGAUAAGUUGGCUAGUAUUUCAGCUGCUUCUGAAAUCGCUCCAAUCUGUCCUGUUCCUGAAGAAAUUAUACCCUUGAGCUCCACAGAAAUCCAUAAUUCCACUAAUUCUGCAAUAAAUGAAACAGUAAGUGUUGGUGACUAUCGUGGUUCUGAUAUUCCUGAAGAUAUCAAUAUACCACCUUCAACCACGGAUGAAUCAACCACUAAACAAUCCGAUUCUUCUCAAGACUCCACUCUACCAUCUUCAACUGUUAAUAUUUCCAAGUCAUCAACAGAAGUGGAUAUUGUGACCGAGAAAGAUGAAAAAGACGUACCUCCCGCUAUUCCCAGAAAAAUGCUUUCUAGGAAAAAUAAAUCAAUGAAUCAGCUGAACGAUCUUGUUGAUGAAGAAAUAGGUGCCAAAUCUCAAGUGCCUCUGACCUUUGACAGGAAAAAAGAUCCUCCACCUUCUCCUAAUGAUCUUUACAGCAAUGUUAAUGAAACGGCUAAGAAAAACAUUGAAAUAAUUGAAAAAGCAUUGCAAAUCAAUCCACGUAGUGCUAUAAUUGAUUUAACAUCGAGGGAAUCGUAUUGUAUGGAAGAAGAACUCGCCAAUGCUGUCAAACAGUUGGCAGCUCCUCAGCCAAUGAGUCCUAAAGGCAACUCAAAAUUUCCUGGUUAUGAAAUCAUAUGGCCUGAAGACGUUGCCCUCAUUAAAAAUCAAAUCAAACCAUUUAAUGAAAGCCAACUGCAGUGUAAGACUGGAAUAUGUUACAGCCCCCCUUUGAGAAGAAGUUUUAAAGGUAGUGUGAAUCUAUCAAAAAGUAGUUCCUGCUCUAACAUUGACUGGCUCGAACCCAAUGAGACGGUAGCAGUUGUGGAUAAUUUUAAAGAAGGUUCUGCAUCGCCCACCAAAAAGCUUGUCAAAGAAGCUGCUGUUGAACUCAAUACACUAUUAGAUAGAUUGACCACGCAAACUCUGUCUGAAGCGGAAGAUGUGGAUCUCAAAAAUAAACACUCCGCUAAAAAAACUGAAAGUAGCUGUAACACUAAUUCAGAAAAAAGUUCAUCUUUUAAAAGCGGUUCUGCUCAGACAAAUUUAAUUACUCAUUCAGUAACUAUCCUGUCUAAAUCUUCUCGUACCAACAGCUCCCCUAAAGAAGAAGAAAUAGUUUUCCAUUUCCCACCACCUCCUCGCAAUCCACCUCCGAAGGAGGAUACUACAUCUGAACGUUUUGAUAUAGUUGUCAAAAAUGGUUCUUUAAUAGUUUCUCCAAACAAAAAUGAAUUGGAUAAGGAAAUGAAUGAAAAAUGUUUGAGCUCAACAGGUACCCAAGUAUAUCCUCAACCAGCCCCUAGGAAGAGCAAAAUACGUAAAUCAGCUUCUUAUACUAAUUUGUGGGCACCUCAAAGUAAGGGCUAUGAAAAUGUGUUCCUAGAGAAGUACCAAACCCUCUCGCGACUUCAAAUUGGUUCUGAAAACUCACCAUCUAACCCUGGUACCAGGAAAGAAGCAAACAGAAAGCCUACAAAGAAAACUCUCCCUGACUAUGUAAACGUUCAGAACUUUCCUUUCUCUGAAAAUAAAUUACUCCAUACUACGACUGAAAUGUCAUUGGACGAUGACAAAUUGCAAAACUCAAAACAACGACUUGCUGAUUCAAAUAUGAGCAGAAGCUAUCCCGAGCCAUCUGAUGUGAAGCCAGCAGCUUUAGCUAUAGAUACUUCUUAUGGUGAUCAGUUUUCUAAUUAUGGCAAAAUUCUCAAAACACCUGCCAAAAAGCAAGAUCCAUUAACUCAUCAACCAAGUGUUCCUAAAUUGAUGAAUAAGGAAUCGGACAGGCAUCUUACACCUUCAAGGAAACAUGAACGGGCUCCCUUGCCGCCUGAUGUUAAUCUUGUUUAUAAAACCAAAGAUAAUUUCAAAGUGGAAUCCACUGACCAGUCAGUGUCUUCAAAGAGAAUUCCAUCGAGAAAGCAAGAAAAAGCUCCACUGCCUCCACCUUUGUUAUUAAAAAGCUCUUCGGCAGCAGCUGUUAAUAAAAAUAUGUCAAAAACACCAUAUUAUACCAAUUUCUCCUCCCAGAAGUAUCAUGAAGAUACUCGUACAUUGCCUGCUGUGCGGGAAAACAUUGCCAACACAGACAGCUACUUGAAACUCGCGACUAAAAAAGAAAUCCCGCCAAAAGAACAAAACAGUAAUCGACCUAGUCGAGGAUUGUCCCAUUCACAGAGUGAUGCUAGUGUGUUUCUUGCUCUCAAGGAGAGAAAGGCAUUUUCUUUGAAUCGGGAUCAAAAACUGUCGGAGCAAAAGAUCCUGGUGACGAAUAAAUUCUUAAAACGGAAUAAGGAGUUAGCUUCUGUGAGUAGUAGUGAUAGUGACAGUAGUUAUGAACGGAUCUUUUUUGAUAAACCUGUUAAGUCAAAUGAAAGGGUUGUUCAGAAGAAAACUGAGGAGAGAACAAAUUUAAUGGUAGAGAAGGAUUCUAUGAAAGAAUUGCCCGUUGCUCCCCCAAGGGCUAGGAGGCGGAACACAACGGAAAUACAGUAUGCUAAGGUGAAAUCUAAAGAAACAACACCUUCACCUUUGAAAGUUUUCAAAAAAGAACAACUUCAGAAAAGUGGACAUAUUUCUUCUAAUCAAGACUCACCUCCUGCAAUACCAAUUAAAACAAGGGAUGCAUUUGAAAUUCCAGAGGAAGAGCAAAUCAGAAAUUUCAAAUCAUCUGUAAGCAAAACUCAAGAUGCAGAAGACAGAUCUUUUGAAUCAUAGAUUGAAAAUGUCAUGUAAAAUUAUGUAGUACUUAAUUUAUUUUGCAUUUUGCUGUGCAUUUUUACAUUCUCAUUUCUUGUGCUUUGCUCCUUUUUUUUACCUGGUGAUAACUAUUCUGUGAUCUUAAUAUUGAAAAGCGGAAUCAUUUAGUUAUAUUAUUAAAAAAUUUGAAUAGUUAAACUGCUUCCAGAUCUGAAUAUUAUUGUUCACAGUAUAAAUUUUUAUUAUUCAGAAUAUUUUAUUUUUGUUUUGUUUAAAUUUAAGAAUGUGAAAUUAUUUUUAUUUGAAAAGCAUUGUUGCUUUUUCAAAAUGUUGUUUGAAAUGUAUUAUGUUUGUUAAUUCUCUUUCAAACUUUACUAUAGUAUGAUGUAAAUAAAAAUUAUUUGUCUAGUUUUUAUUUCUAAAAUGUUGGAAUAGUUAGAAUUGAUAAUUAAAUUUUUUAAUGAAACUUUUAAUUAGAAAUUGAUGCUGCUUUUUCUCAGCCAAACAUUAUCUAUUUUUGUUCUUAAAAAAUAUCUCUUUCUUUUUCAUAUUUAUUCUUACUAUGAAAAAUGUACAUAAUAUUUUUAUUCAAUUUUACAUUGUAAAUUUUAUUUUCAAUAUUAUUCUGCUGUACUUAUUUAAAAAGAAUUGGUUUUAAAAUCCACUUUCUCACUAUACUAGAUACUCAUUUUCUAAAAGGUAUAUUUUUGUAACUAAUUUUUUCAUCAAAAACUAUUCUAGACACACUAUUAUCUGAAAACCAGAAUUGUCAACUAAACUUUUAUUGUCAAAUAUUGUGUUCAGUUUAACGUUCUUCAAACAUUUGAACUUUAGUUUGUUUAUAUAUGGCUUUUUAGAACUAUGCAUUCAUUAAAAUCUCUUUAUGUUCAUUUUUUUUGUAUUUAAAACUUAACUUUCAUUCAUGCUAAAUUUUUAUGAUCUCACUCAUUUAUAAUUUUUAAUAAAUUUAUUUUUAGUUUAUUAUUAUUUUCAUACAUAUGUAGAAUAAAGUUUAAACAUAUUGCGUAUUGUGAAUAGACAUAAUUCUUCUUUUCAAAGCUUGUGACAGGUUAAUUAUUUUUUUUUUUAAAUUGCUGUUUUUAAGAUAAGUUUUUAAAAUAUUGCUUAGCAUGAAAUAUAUGAUUUAUGUUCUCUACUUUUAUGAAAAUUAUUUUACUGCAGUUGCAGUAACUUCUUUUUUACAGUAUGAUUACUGCCAAUUGAUUCAGAAUAAACUGCUCCAGAUAAACCCUUAUUUUCCCUAAUUAAUAUGGAAUUUCCAUCUCAAAAUGGGCAAAAACUCAUUAAUAUGCUCCUACUAAGUGUCAUAACUAUGUACUGGCGUUCUUGCUUAAGUCCCAAUCGUAAUAAAUUUGUAUUAAAUUUUAAUAGGUUAUAGUCAAAAUUAGGAAAUUUUGCAAUUAGCCUUUUUUUACAGUGGCCUUUUUUUCUAAAAUUGAGAAUUUUAAAUGAUUGAAAAUUUGGUUGAUAUUAUUUAAAUUGAUUGAAUUGGUUGAUUAACAUUUCUCAAAAUAUUGUAAACAUUACUAAAAUGAAGAAACAACUUUUAUAAAACAAACUUAAAGUAAUUUUCAGUUUAUUAAACAAUAUUUACAAUAAAACUAUCAUCAUCAUAGUUGGCCAGACAGCCCAAUGUGGGCCAUUGCCUCCUUCUGAAGAUUUUUUCAUAACGUUCUGAUUUAUCUUUGAUCUCCAAUUCUUUUGCUUAAUUGCAAGAAAAUCAGAAUCCACCAAAUCAGCCUAUCUCUAACGCUGCCUUCUCUGCUUUCGUGUUUCAGUGGGUCUAAAGGGCAAUAUCUUUAUUAUUGUAUUGUCAUCAUUCAUUCGAAUCACGGAAGCUACUUAAUUUAUACUAAUAAAUCCAUAUUUAUUGAAAUAUUUUUAAUAAUAAAAUGCCUUUUUGAUAAUAAGAAAAGUGGCGAUUGUAAAACAAAUUUUUAACCGUCAUUUGUAAUAUUUAGUAAUAAAAUUACAAAAUGAAGUAAUGUAUUUACUGGUAAACUGAUAAUACUGAUAGAACUGGUAGUACUGAUAAACAUUCAAAAUGAUAAUAACAGUUAAAAUUCAUUUCAACAAAAACUUCAGCUUAUUUUAUUCAUUUUUGUUUAUGCAUACAUGAAAAUCAGAUUCAGACCUGGACUAUUUCCUGCUCCAGACCAGUGAAUUUAACUGUUAGUCAUAAAACAUAGUUUUAGAACAAGUAUUGAUAAAAUGUUGAAAAAAAUUUGUUCUUUACAUUAAAUAACCUCAAACUAAUUAGUAAUAUCUCUUUGGGUUUUUGUAUUCAUAAUGUUUGACCAAGUUAUUGAAAAAAUC
Messenger RNA from Parasteatoda tepidariorum (common house spider), 8001 nucleotides. RefSeq lists its product as uncharacterized. NCBI's taxonomy places the organism in Eukaryota, Metazoa, Arthropoda, Arachnida, Araneae, Theridiidae. Gene Ontology annotation, biological process: protein dephosphorylation. Gene Ontology annotation, cellular component: nucleus; cytoplasm. The record is from RefSeq and is a predicted model, not a curated record. Gene Ontology annotation, molecular function: non-membrane spanning protein tyrosine phosphatase activity.